AUGCACAACGCUCUCAAUCGACUCCAGGCCACCUUCGGGUUCUUCACCUCCUGCGCGUUUACUCUGGCGUUGAUCAUCGCCGUCCUGUCUCUCAUUCCCAUACCGGCCUCUACAAGCUCGCCUAGCGCCUCCGUCGCUGUCCGCAACGUUCAGGUCGUUAAAGGUCGCCCUCACUACUACUCUCCGAAACGCGAAGAAUACGCCCAGAUCAGGUUCGACCUUAAUGCCGACUUGUCGAGUCUCUUCACUUGGAACACGAAACAGUUGUUCGUCUAUGUGACCGCAAACUAUCCUAAUGGAAAAGACGGUCAAGGUGAUUUGUCAGAGACGGUCAUCUGGGACACCAUUAUUCCCGCCACUUCCACUCCAUAUUCCUGGCAGAACCUGAAGCAGAAAUACUUCCCUGAGAAGAAGAAGUCGAACUCUAAGAGCCGAAGGGAUUCAAACGCAAAAACCAAGACGACAGACCUUGUCAAGCCCGGUGUGCUCUCUCUGAAGAACCAAAAGCCCAAAUACCAAAUUACAGAUCCGAGCGGUGUCAUCAGUGAGAGGAGUAAUGCGACAUUGCAGGUCAGCUGGAAUCUCCAACCUUGGGUGGGCUCUUUGGUCUGGGACCAAGGCUACCUGGGCCAACGAAUUGGGAAAUGGAAUGCUGGCAAGGCCGGUAGGAGUGAGCCUUUUGACUUUCCGCCGUUGAAGGGCACCAAGACAGAUACUGUCAAGGACAAAGAAGGGCCUAGAACCCCGGAGGCCGGUUCUGCUUCACCAGUCAUCGAGAUAUAG
Messenger RNA from Capronia epimyces CBS 606.96, 783 nucleotides. RefSeq lists its product as uncharacterized. The record is from RefSeq and is a predicted model, not a curated record. NCBI's taxonomy places the organism in Eukaryota, Fungi, Ascomycota, Eurotiomycetes, Chaetothyriales, Herpotrichiellaceae. The transcript has a single exon. The coding region runs from base 1 to 783 and encodes 260 amino acids. Gene Ontology annotation, cellular component: signal peptidase complex; membrane. Gene Ontology annotation, biological process: protein targeting to ER.